Gadus macrocephalus (Pacific cod) is the source of this 4443-nucleotide messenger RNA. Its product is annotated as F-box/LRR-repeat protein 7. Gene Ontology annotation, molecular function: protein binding. Gene Ontology annotation, biological process: SCF-dependent proteasomal ubiquitin-dependent protein catabolic process. Bases 511 to 2028 code for a protein of 505 amino acids. Gene Ontology annotation, cellular component: SCF ubiquitin ligase complex. The record is from RefSeq and is a predicted model, not a curated record. The transcript is spliced from 4 exons. NCBI's taxonomy places the organism in Eukaryota, Metazoa, Chordata, Actinopteri, Gadiformes, Gadidae.
UCCUUCCAUUCUACUGGUGGUUGUGCGCAGUUUGGAUCUCGUGUUCAGUUUGCUCUGAAAGCUCUAGUCUUCUCCACCCUGGUCUGCGGUCUCUUUAAAUCCAGAUCCUCCGGACCAGCACUGUGCGUGUUGCAGACGCUCGCUCGGCUUGGCAGCUCCCACUGCCGAGCGCUCAACCUGAUCCACAGCUGCUUGCCAUUUACGGCGGGCUGAAAAAGUUUUCGAAAAGGAGACACGCGAAUCCGGAUACAUCCGAAACAAUGCGGGGCCGAGGAUGUAGCACAGUGCGGGCGAGACUCCGUCGCUUCGGGUCCUCGCAGGAGCGUGGAUGUUGAGUUUGCGUCAUGUUCAGCCGUGCUGCGAUCAUGCAACAUCUGGAUUAACUAUCGGGGGGAGUCGGCGGCCCAGGAACAGUAGCCCGCUCCGUGCAAGGCUCGUCCGGUUCCUUGGCGAAAACAAUUGCCCGCUGUGGAUAUUGACUCGUUUUUAAUAGAUUAUGUAUUCUUUAAGAUGGGUGCCAACAAUGGAAAACAGUAUGGAAGCGAAGGUAAGCAGAGCUCUAGCACCCUCUCUGACAUAAGCUCGGGAACGGAUCACACUCCCACCAGAGCUCCGAAGAAUGCGACUACCAGCGAAGGCCUGGACUCCAGCACGCGGACCCUCAGCACCCCGAGCCCCGGCCUCAUCCUCCCCUCCAAGUCCUCCUCCCUGUCCUCCCCGGCGCUCAGCAGCAACGGCCACGACACCCACUCCUCCUCCUCCUCCUCCGCCCGCGCCGAGACCUCCGCCGUCGUCCACGCCACGCCCGGCGCCGGCCCCCACGCCCGCUCGGCCCGCCAGCCCAAGGGCCACCACUCCUCCUCCUCCUCCUCCUCCUCCGGCCCCUCCCCCAUCGACCUCCUCCCCGACCACGCCCUGCUGCAGGUCUUUGGCCACCUGCCGACCAACCAGCUGUGCCGCUGCGCCCGCGUCAGCCGGCGCUGGUACAACCUGGCGUGGGACCCGCGCCUCUGGAGCUCGAUCCGGCUGAGCGGGGAGCUGCUGCACGCCGACCGCGCCAUCCGCAUCCUGACCCACCGGCUGUGCCAGGACACCCCCAGCGUGUGCCUGACCCUGGAGACGGUGGUGGUGAGCGGCUGCAAGCGGCUGACGGACCGCGGCCUCUACGUGCUGGCGCGCUGCUGCCCCGAGCUGCGGCGGCUGGAGGUGGCCGGCUGCUACAACGUGUCCAACGAGGCCGUGUUCGAGGUGGUGUCGCGCUGCCCCAACCUGGAGCACCUCAACCUGGCAGGCUGCUCCAAGGUGACCUGCAUCAGCCUGACCGAGGAGGCGUCCCUGCAGCUGGCUCCGGUGCACGGCCAGCAGAUCUCCAUCAGCUUCCUGGACAUGAGCGACUGCCUCUCUCUGGAGGACGAGGGGCUGCGCAUCAUCGCCAGCCACUGCCCCCGCCUCACCCACCUCUACCUGCGCCGCUGCCCGCGCCUCACGGACGAGUCGCUCCGCCACCUGGCGCUCCACUGCCCUUCAGUGCGCGAGCUCAGCCUCAGCGACUGCCGCCUGCUGGGGGACUUCGGGCUGCGCGAGGUGGCCCGGCUGGAGGGCCGGCUGCGCUACCUCAGCGUGGCCCACUGCCCGCGCAUCACCGACGUGGGCGUGCGCUACGUGGCACGCUACUGCCCGCGGCUACGCUACCUGAAUGCCCGCGGCUGCGAGGGUCUGACCGACCACGGCCUGGGGCACCUGGCACGGAGCUGCCCCAAGCUCAAGUCCCUGGACGUGGGGAAGUGUCCGCUGGUGUCGGACGGCGGGCUGGAGCAGCUGGCGCUGUACUGCCAGGGUCUGCGGCGGCUGAGCCUGCGGGCGUGCGAGAGCGUGAGCGGCCGGGGGCUGCGUGCGCUGGCGGCUAACUGCUGCGAGCUGCAGCUGCUCAACGUGCAGGACUGCGAGGUGUCGCCGGAGGCGCUGCGCUUCGUGCGGCGCCACUGCCGACGCUGCGUCAUCGAACACACCAACCCGGCGUUCUACUGAAUGCGACGGUGGUGAAAGGGUUCUGGGUUCUGGGUUCGAGUUCCUGCCCCCCCUUCUGACAAGUGGAUGUUUUUUUUCUACUCCUGCUUCGCGGUGGCGUUAGCUUAGCCGCGCCGCCCGGACUGGUUGGACACAAGGUGUGCAAUUCUUCCUCCCCGCGUGGUGGAUGAUGGUGAGGAUGAGGAUGAUGAUGAUGAUUAUAAAGUCAGUUUUUUUUAAAUAAUUUUACAAAUACUUCUAAAGAAUGUAUUUAACAUAUUUAUCUGUUCAAAGGUAAAGACAUGCAAGUAUAAGCAAUCACGUUAGCAUUUUUCAGUCACGUUAGCAUUCGGUUCCGAUGCGUCACCUGUUCUAAACCAAUGCUACUAAUGGCGCGUUUCCACCGGCGGGUGCUAUCGGCCAAGUAUGAUUAGUUCCGGUAAUGUAGGUGUGGUUAGGCACAGCUCAGUUACGGCUCGCUUGUCCACCGCCAACAGUACCUUUAUGGUAGGGUUGGGUUUUACGCCGGACGGCGAUAGCCGCGGCAGCUACGUAAGCAUCCUGACCUCAUAGCAGCCCGAAACAGUGUAACCUGCUAAUAAAUCCAACGAAAAAGAACAACGCGACAAAAUAAACUAAGAGCAACAAUGUAGGAUGUCCAAGAAGAAGGCCAAACUUUUGCGCACCAUUUUCUUCAAUAAACAAAGCUUUCCCCGUUGUCCAGAAAUAUCUUGCGGGUACUGUGUUUUUUGCUGUUGUUUUAUCUGUCACCCGAAAGUGACGAUUCUGUUGACCAAUCAUCGCUUGGUACCCCAACAGAGGUAAACUGGGUAGCCCCGCCCAUUCUGCCGUUGAUUUGAGUUUGCCCUGCACAAGGGUCCAAUAGUAUCCGUCUGCGUCCUGCAAGACGGAGGCGUAACUUGUAGUAGGCGUAACAUUUAGUAGGAGGCGUGUCUAGUACUUUUCUAAAUCGCGGAAGUCAUCAGUAUGUAGCAGUGGUGCGUGGGUACAUAAAUGAGCGCAACUCUGACCUCAAAUAUUAGGCCUUAUAUAAAAAUAAUGCACCUGACUUUAGAAAAUUUUGAUUUAGAUUUAGAAAAGUACAAGACAUGCCUCCUCCUACUACAAGUUACGCUUAUUACAAGUUACUCCUCCAUCUUGCAGGACGCAGACAGACCCUACUCCAAGGGUCUGGAGAAGAGCAAUACAUUUCUUGGCAUACACUUGGCCCGUUGAUCACGCCUCUUGUGCUGACGAAAAUGACAGCAGCUUCCCCAGACCCACAUGCAAUCUAUGAUUGAGCUUGGUCUGGCAAUAGCCAGGCUACAACGGAGGAGUACUGAGAGAUAAGUAGGGCUAAUCACGGCUAAGUCCGGACCCCGCCCACUUUUAGCGGUGGAAACCAAUAGUAUCUGUCUGCGUCCUGCAAGACGGAGGCGUAACUUGUAGUAGGAGGCGUAACUUGUACUAGGAGGCGUAACUUGUUCUUUUCUAAAUCGCAUCCACGCGAGAUCUUUCUCUUUUCGCGGUAAAUAAAAAGCGUUGUAAAUCACGGUUCACACGAGAUCUUCAUUGAAGUCGGGUCUUCCGAUAUUCAUGACGGUAAGUCAAUUUAAGGCCUAAUAUUUGAGGUCUGAGUUGCGGUCAUUUAUGUACCCGCGCACCACUGCUACAUACAGAUCACUUCCGCGAUUUAGAAAAGUACUAGACACGCCUCCGACUACAAGUUACGCCUCCGACUACAUGUUAUGCCUCCUAGUGCAAGUUACGCGUCCUCCGUCAACAAGUUACGCCUCCUACUACAAGUUACGCCUCCGUCUUGCAGGACGCAGACAGACCCAACUCGUGGAAACGCGAACCAUUCCGCACCUUUUCAUAAUUAACCGAACCACGACCGCUGAUGGAAACGCGCAAUAAAUGUAGCACCUGGUACAGAUUCGCAAUUUAUGCAUUUAAAUAUUUUCUGUUUUGUUUCAUGUCGAUUUUUUUUACUGCACAUCGCCAUCAACCCCUCCAAUAAUAAUCAUGAUAUUCUUCAUUAUUCAUAUCUGCACCUAUUUAUAAUAAACCACUAAAAUACUUAAUAAUCCAAACAGCAACAAGAGGGAACUGCCAAUGUUAUAUCCCCCCCCCCCCUUUGCUCUCUGCAAGUACUACAAGUACGACUUCUGUUCACGAUGCACGGUGCAAAAGCACUUUUAAAGCGAUUUACAACGGACUUCCACUCUACCCAUCAAGCUUAGUUAAAUCACGGUUGCCACGACGACAGCGACGACGAAGAAGAUAAUGUCAGAGGAAGAGCGGAGGACGGAUGGACGGACAGAGGCGAUGACCGCUAUCAAAGGGAACACUCUCUGAGACUUUUGUACAUUAAAAUGACCAGGAACCCGUUGCUGCUAUAAUUGCACCAAUAAAAAACGAAAACUUUGAAACACA